Messenger RNA from Miscanthus lutarioriparius, 1029 nucleotides. Lineage: Eukaryota; Viridiplantae; Streptophyta; Magnoliopsida; Poales; Poaceae. The record is from the annotation of a GenBank genome assembly.
AUGUCGACGUACCUGAAGAAGCCGUCCCCGUACACCACCGUCUCCCUCAUCGUCCUCCUCCCUCUCACCCUGAUCUUAUGCUUCACCUUUCUCCUUCCGCUGUCCGCCUACUUCCGCAACCCGCUUGCCACGGCUAUGGCUACAACUACCAGCGCCUGCGUCGGCACCACCGCCGGGGCCGUCCGCGCUGCGCCAGCAGCAGCAGCCGUGGACGACGUCGGCGACGGUGUCGGUAGCCAGCGCCCGGCCCCGGCGGAGCUGAUGAGCGUCCUCGUCGGUGUGCACACCAUGCCCGGCAAGCACUCCCGGCGCCACCUCAUCCGCAUGGCGUACGCGCUGCAGCAGCAGACGACGCCCGCGCUCCGCGCCGCGGCGCGCGUCGACGUCCGGUUCGUGCUCUGCUCGCGCCCGAUGCCGCCCGAGCACCGCGCGUUCGUGGCGCUCGAGGCGCGCGCCUACGGCGACGUGCUGGUCCUCGACUGCGCCGAGAACGCGGAGGACGGGAAGACGUACACGUACUUCGCCAGCCUGCCCGCCAUGCUCGGCUCCGGCUCCGGCUCCGGCGGCGGCGGCGGCCGGCCGUACGACUACGUGAUGAAGGUGGACGACGACACGUUUCUGCGGCUGGACGCGCUGGUGGAGACCCUGCGCUCGGCGCCGAGGGAGGACAUGUACUGCGGCGUGGGGCUCCCGUUCCACGACCGGGAGUUCCCGCCGUUCAUGCUCGGCAUGGGCUACCUGCUGUCCUGGGACCUCGUCGAAUGGAUCGCCACCUCCGACAUGGUCAGGAGGGAGGCCAAAGGUGUAGAAGAUCUGACCACAGGCAAAUGGCUGAACAUGGGCCACAAGGCCAAGAAUCGGGUGAACAUUUUCCCCAGGAUGUAUGACUACAAGAGUGCCAAAGCUGAGGACUUCUUGGAGAACACCAUUGGGGUGCAUCAGCUGAAGCAGGACAUAAGGUGGGCACAUACACUGGAGCACUUCAAUGUCACCCGGUUGGAGCCCUCCAGCAAGCUACACAACUUCUAG